Nerophis ophidion (straightnose pipefish) is the source of this 3368-nucleotide messenger RNA. RefSeq names its product secretin receptor (gene sctr). The record is from RefSeq and is a predicted model, not a curated record. Gene Ontology annotation, cellular component: plasma membrane. Bases 78 to 1439 code for a protein of 453 amino acids. Lineage: Eukaryota; Metazoa; Chordata; Actinopteri; Syngnathiformes; Syngnathidae. Gene Ontology annotation, molecular function: secretin receptor activity; peptide hormone binding; G protein-coupled peptide receptor activity. The transcript is spliced from 13 exons. Gene Ontology annotation, biological process: cell surface receptor signaling pathway; adenylate cyclase-modulating G protein-coupled receptor signaling pathway.
GUGCACGCUCAUGCGCAUGUAGGUGACAUACCAAUUAGUAUAUUAUAAUAUUCCGGUCUUAAUUAAAUCCAGGCACGAUGAAAAAAGCCGGACUGGUUGGCGUGCUACUGAUACCACAGGCAAAAUGGUUAUCGGGUUGCCAUCCUCACGUCCACCUCGUGAAGGAAGAAGAAAAGUGCAUGAGCGAUCUACAACGAUUCAAAUCGCUCAUCAUACAAGAAACCAAUAUGAGUGUACACUGUAAGGGGAUGUGGGACGAUCUGAAUUGCUGGCCUCCUGCUUCCAUUGGGGAAACUGUCUCUCAAGCAUGUCCAGAGGUGUUCAAUGCAGAGGGAAGAGUGUACCGCAACUGUACAGCCAGUGGUUGGACGGACCUCCUCAUCCCACACCAAGAUGCGUGCGGCUACUCCUUCAACGACACGCUCCUCUUUCUCUCCGAGUCCCACCAUUCCUACUUGUACUUCUCCUACGUGAAGACGAUGUACACCGCCGGAUACGCGCUCUCCCUCAUCUCUCUUGUCGUCGCCAUCACCAUUUUCUGUCUGUUUAGGAAGCUGCACUGUACCAGGAACCACAUUCACAUCCAGCUGUUCGCCUCCUUCAUCCUGAAAGCCGUCUUCAUCUUCCUUCGAGACUCGCUGCUAUUUACAAACGAGGAGCUCUACCACUGUGACUUUUACCCGGUAGCAUGCAAAGUGGCUCUUCUGCUGUCCAACUACUCCAUCCUGGCCAACUACAGCUGGCUGCUGGUGGAGGGUCACUUCCUCUUCACGCUGGUGAGACGCUCCCUCUUCUCCCUGAAGAAGCACCUGGUCUGGUACCUGGUCCUCAGCUGGGGCUCGCCGCUGGUGGUCAUCGUGUCCUGGGCCUGUGCCAAGUACUUCUACGAGGACGAAGGCUGUUGGGAAACAAGGAGACGCGAGUGGAUUUGGUGGAUACUUCGAGUGCCAGUUCUGCUCACCAUUUUUAUGAAUCUUAUCUUCUUUUUUGGCAUUCUGAGGAUCCUGGCAAGCAAACUGAGGAUGCCUGAUAAACGGAGGAAUGAAUUCAGUCGCUAUAAGAAGUUGAUCAAAUCCACAUUUUUCCUGGUGGUUCUGUUCGGCCUGCAGUACGUCCUCUUUGUUUUCCUGCCUGUGGAAGUCAGCAGCUUGAUGUUUAAGAUCUGGACCUUUGUGGAACUGGCCCUGUCAUCCGUGCAGGGUUUCGUCGUGGCGCUCCUCUACGCGUUCAUGAACGGAGAGGUCCAGCAGGAGAUCCGCAGGCGGUGGAGGAGGUGGAGGCUCACCCGGCACCUGCCCAGGAGGCGGCGGCAACAUCCGGGCUCCAUCAGCCAGAGUGGAUCGCCUCACACUCAGAUGACCCUGCUGCCGGGCUCCACAGGUCACAUGACCGCCGGCGGACCCCCGGAGGACACGGCGGCGCACGCCGAUGCGUUCUAGGGUCUCGUGCUGCAGUGAUGUGUUUUUUUUUUACAAACAAAUAAGAACUUUUAGGGAUGGGAAUCGAACAUCAAAACCAUAUUCUGAUAUAUAUAUAUACAUACUAUAUUUCCAAAAGUAUUAGGUCACCAGCCUUUACUCACAUAUGAACUUGAAGCGCCAUCCCAUGGAAUUGUCCAAAAAGCGCAUUGGUGAGGUCACACACUGAUGUUGGUUGAGUUCAGGUCAGGACUCUGUGCAGGCCAGUCAAGUUCAUCCACGCCAGACUCUGUCAUCCAUGUCUUUAUGUACCUUGCUUUGUGCACUGAUGCACAGUCAUGUUGGAGGAAGAAAGGGGCCCGCUCCAAACUGUUCCCACAAGGUUGGGAGCGUGGAAUUGUCCAAAAUGUUUUGGUAUCCUGGAGCAUUCAAAAGUUCCAUUUAAUGGACCUAAAAUGCCAAGCCCAACUCCUGAAAAACAACCACACCAUAAUUCCUUCUCCACUAAAAAUGUACUGUUCUCCUGGCAACAUCCAAACCCGGACUGGUCCAUCAGAUUGCCAGAUAGAAAAGUGUGAUUCAUCAGUCCAGAGAAGGCGUCUCCGCUGCUCUAGAGUCCAGUAGAGACGUGCUUUGCACCACUGCAUCCCACGCUUUGCCUUGGACUUGAAAACUUAUGGCUUAGAGCCAGCUGCCCGGCCAUGGAAACCCAUUCCACGAAGCUCUCUGCGUACUGUACGUGGGCUAAUUGGAAGGUCACGUGAAAUUUGGAGCUCUGUAGCAACUGACUGUGCAGAAAGUCUUUGCACUAUCCGCUUCAGCAUCCACAGUUCACGCGGCCUACCACUUGGUUGCUGAGUUGCUGUUGUUCCCAAAUUCUUCCAUUUUCUUAUAAAAAAAAGCCGACAGUUGACUUUGGAAUAUUUAGGAGCGAGGAAAUUUCACGACUGGAUUUGUUGCACAGGGGGCAUCCUAUGACAGUUCAAUCCAUCUUCUACCGCUUGUCCCUGUUCCACGCUGGAAAUCACUGAAAGCGGCCCAUUCUUUCAAAAAAUGAUUGUAGAAACAGUCUCCAUGCCUAAGUGCUUGAUUUUAUACACCGGGACAAGUGUUUAGGACACCUGAUUCUUAUCAUUUGGAUGGGUGGCCAAAUACUUUUGGCAAUAUCCAUCCAUCCCAUCCAUUUUCUACCGCUUAUUGUCUUUGGGGUCGCGGGGGGCGCUGGUGCCUAUUUCAGCUCAAUCGGGCGGAAGGUGGGGUACACCCUUGAAAAAUCGCCACCUCAUCGCAACUUUUGCCAAUAUAGUGUAUAUAUAUAUAUAAUUUCAUGUCCGGCUCAAGCACUCAGCGGGGAAACAAGCAGACGGAGCGAAGUAAGCCGGACUGGUGAUGUUCCAAUAUUCUCUUCCAACAAAGCAAGGAGAAGGAGCUGAAAAAUACAGUAAGAAUCCCCCUAUUCAAAAUGUGUUAGCUCGAUGCUAAUUUACAUUGGAUUUCCUAACAAUUAACUUAAGCGAUUUUACAUGGCCAUUUAAACAAGUAAGAUGAACGCUGCCGUCAAACACCUGGUGUCUAACACUUACAGUAUGAACACUUUGCAGGGUGCAACCAAAAAAAAAAAUUCUGUGGUUUUCCCGUCUUUGAGGUUCAAUUUCCGUUAGUGCACUCCCUUCAUUGUUUUCCUUUGGUUGCUGGGAGCGCUGAUUGUUUUCACCGGCAUCUGAUUAGUGAUCAGGAUCGAGACGCACCUGCCCCUGAUCACUAAUCAGAUAGUUUUUUUUUGUUUUUUUUUACAUGCGAGAACCACCCUGCCUUCCUCUUCCUGCUUCGCUUCAGGUUAGCAACCGCUGCCAUGUUGAACUGUUGUAUCUGCUACCUGUUUAUGUUUGCUAACUGCAAGAAUUACCUUUUGAAAAAUUGCUUGCUCACAUGUGAGAAUUAAAAUUUCCU